Iphiclides podalirius (scarce swallowtail) is the source of this 2013-nucleotide messenger RNA. The record is from the annotation of a GenBank genome assembly. Lineage: Eukaryota; Metazoa; Arthropoda; Insecta; Lepidoptera; Papilionidae.
AUGAUCCGAUUGCGUGGGGCGCGUGCGCGCUGCCAUCGAGCGGCGCCGCCGGGUGCGGCGGGUGCGGCGGGCAGUCGCGGAGCCGGGCGAGCCCCCGGCGCACGCUUUGUCGGAGCGGGCGGCGCGGGCGGUGCGAAGAUGCGCGCGUGGGCGUGGUGGCUGGCGCUGGCGCUGGCGGGUGCGCGCGCACGCGAGCUGGACCCGGCGGCGUGCGCGGCGCGCUUCGACGUGCAGCGCGACAAGAUCAUCCGCACCGAGGAGUCGCGCGACAUGGGCGCCCGCUACCUCGCCGAGCUGGACGUGGGCUCGCGCGCCGAGUGCCUGCGCCUCUGCUGCGAGACGGACGCCUGCGACGUGUUCGUCUUCGAGGAGAAGAGUCCUGGCAGCUGCUACCUGUUCAAGUGCGGGCCGCCGGAGGACUUCCGCUGCAAGUUCACCGCCCACGGCAACUUCAGCAGCGGCGUGCUGGCGCUCAGCCGCCGCCUGGCCGAGCUCCAGGACCAGGAGCGGCUCGCCCAGCACGAGCGAGAGUUGGAGCGCCUCAGAAAUCCGACGAGUACGAGUAGUGCGGCCCCCGUGGUCGCGCCGAUUAUACUGCCCUCACAGACGCAACAGCUGCCACCAACUCGACAGCAGCUGCUGGAGCAGCCACAGCAGGUGCAGCUGCAGCAGCACAAGCAGCAGCCCCAGACAGUGCCACAGCAGCCGCAGCAACCGCAACAACCCCAACAACCGCAGCAGCCCGUGCUCUCGCCCCAGCAUUCCCAGCAACCACCGACUCCGCCCAUGAGUGUGGCGGCGGCAGGAAGGUGCAGCCGCUACCAGUUCGAGUGCCGCCGCGGAGGCGAAUGCAUCGCGGUGUACAACGCGUGCGACGGCGUGGCGCAGUGCGCGGACGGCAGCGACGAGGCGCCCGAGCUGGGCUGCCCCGCGGCCCCCACCGCCCCGCCGCCCCCGCCGCCCCCCACCACACCACCGCCACAGCCCCGGCCGCAGCCACAGCCACAGUCGCCGCAGCAGGUGACGCGUACUCAGGUUGUCCCGGACGCGCACGACGUCCAGAAUGCGCAGCGAGCACAGCCCAGGCAGGGCAUAGCGGCCGCUCAAGCCAUUCCGGGGCUGGAGGGCGAGGCGGGUGAGGAGGGGGGUGGCGCGGGCGCGGGAGAGGUGUGGCCGCGCCGCCUCGCGCAGGCACAGCACCGCUACAACGCAGGGCUGGUGGGUAGCGCGGGUGCGGGGGGCGGCGCCGGCUCGCCGCACAUCUUCAGCCACCAGGGGGGGCUGCUGCAGCCCGCGCCCUUCGCCCCGCCGUGGCCACACCGCUCCUGGCCGCCGGACCCUUCGCGCAACGAAGAGGAUGGCAUAGAAGGCGUAGGCAACUUGGGGGGAGUGGGGAGCGUGGGCGGUUGGGGCUACUCGCGGCUGGAGCCGUGGCCCGACGAGCGGCGCGCGUGGCCGGUGCCGCCACGAGUCGACCCGGAGAUGGGCGUGUACAUGCCGGCGAAGACGAUGCCUGAGCUGGCGCUGUAUACGGGGCAACAGGCGGCGCUGCGCGACGCGCCCAAGAAGGGCUUGGAGCUGCCCCCCCCGGAGCCAGCGAGGGCGGCUGCGGCCCCACCCGCCACCCUCGGCCCCGACCUCAGGGAGGAGAGGAAACCCGACCCUGUUGAGAACACAACGAAGAAGAAGGCUUUGCCACCUAAUGACCCUCGUUCGCAGAGCGCGGCCGCUGCGGGUGCGGGCGGUGCGGGCGGUGCGGGGGGAGCGGCGGCGGGGGCGGCGGGGGCGGCGGCGGUGGUGGCCGCGCGCGACCCCUACUCGCCGUGGGCGGACGAUCACGACGGUCUCAGUGAGCACCCGCCAGCCGCAGUUCUGCUGCUCGUGCUCGGGUCGCUGAUGACGGCGUCGCUGGGCGCCCUGGUGGCGUGCCGCGCGCGCGCCGCCCGCCGCCGCCGGCGCGCCCACCCGCGCCUCGCGCUCGACGCCGACUACCUGGUCAACGGCAUGUACCUC